GGCGACAGAGCGUUUGCGAUUAUUCACCAUGCCCACCGCGACGACGACGACAGCGCCCGACUGCCCUUCCGCCGGUCCGCCGCGACGCUCCCGCGAGCAAGCUGAGCUUGACCAGCGCACCCUCACCACGUGAAAGCGGGCAAUCAAUCGCCCAGAUCGCCAGCUGCUGGUCCAGCACGCGACCGAGUCCAGCACCAACAGCAACCACUUCUCCACCCCUCGAUUGCCGACCUUGACCUCGCCGACUGAAGUAUUGAGUGCCCUGGGGAGCACCAGAAUCCGCCAUGGUCCGCAAUAUCCUCCUCUUCUCGGGCUCGUCCCACCCGCAGCUCGUCGACGGCAUCUGCACCCACCUCGGCAUCCCGCCGGCCAACAUCGAGCUGUCCAAAUUCAGCGUCGGCGAGACUCGUGUCGAAGUGGGAGAGAGUGUGCGUGGGAAAGAUGUCUUCAUUGUCCAGACGGCCUGCUCGCGCCCUCCGAGCCCGGAUCACAAGGGAGCUACGAGUCUGAAUGAUGGCUUGAUGGAGCUGCUCAUCACCAUAUCUGCGUGCAAGACCGCAUCGGCCAAGCGCGUGACAGCUGUGCUUCCGCUCUUCCCAUACAGCAGACAGAGCGACCUGCCAUACAAUAAAGUCGGUGCUCCGCUUGCGAGAAUGCCCACCAAGACCGACAGUGGAAAGUACACCUUCGAGUCCCGACCCACGACACCAGGACCCGGCCAACGUCCACGUGACGAGCGGUUGGAGAGGCAGCUCAACGGCCUGAAGUUGAAUGGAGAGCUGCAUUUGCCACGGAGGAAGGAUACGCUGGAGAGCAACCAGAGCGAAACAUCCAACCACUCUGCUCCCACGAGCGCUGGAGGCCAUUUCGGCACGAACGGUGUCACCUCUUCACCCGUCACUACUGCGCCCUCAUUCAACAGGGAGGGUAGCGGAGCACAGCCGCCAGACUUCAAGCCUCAGAGAGGGUACAAGCAAUGGGUCGCCCAGGCCGGCACUCUGAUUGCAGAUCUCUUGACAUGUGCUGGUGCCGACCAUGUCAUCACCAUGGAUCUCCAUGACCCGCAGUAUCAAGGAUUCUUCGAUAUUCCUGUCGACAAUCUCUACGGUCGACACCUGCUUCGUCGCUACAUCACCCACCAAAUUCUGCCUCAGCAUGGAGGUGUGGACGACUGUGUUAUCGUCUCGCCAGACGCCGGUGGUGCGAAGCGAGCGACAUCGAUCGCUGACAGCCUCGGAAUGGAUUUUGCCCUUAUCCACAAGGAGCGCCGCAGCCCUCAUGUGCCCAGCUCAACGGAGCCGCAUCAACACUCGGCACUCUUGCUUGUCGGCAAAGUCAAGGACCGGGUGUGCAUCUUGGUUGAUGAUCUGGCAGACACCUCAAAUACCAUCACCCGUGCCGCCAAGCUGCUGAAGAAGCAGGGUGCGAGCAAAGUUGUUGCCCUUGUCACGCAUGGCGUGCUCAGUGGUGAUGGUGUUGACAGGAUCUUUCACUCUGGCCUGGACAAGGUCAUCGUGACGAACACAGUGCCUCAGGAGGAGCACGUGCGGAGGAUCGAGGAACUUGCUGUGCAGUACGGACGACCACAGGAUGCCAGGAAACUGGAGGUCCUGGAAGUCGCAGGUGUUUUUGCUGAGGCAAUUCGGAGAGUACACCACGGAGAGAGCAUCAGCGUGCUAUUCCAGUACGACUAGCAGCCGCAGCCGGACAGCGCGCGUGGUGCUUGUCUCAACCAUUUGCAGUCGACGUCCUCCAAGAAAGGUUGGGACUCGCUGCUGACAAGUCCAGAUCUGCCCGGAAUGAGUGGCAUGGGUUUGCACUGAUCAGGUUGCAUUGGAAGUCUAUUCUAUCGUGAUAGAAGGUGUUUGGGCGUGCAGAAGCACUUCAGUCAUAGAAGUGGAACUGUAUUGAGGCUCUGUAAUGCAUACCGGCAUUCAAAAAUCUGUCCAUGGAGACGCCGUUGUGCCAAGCCUUAUCUUAUUCGAACAUGUUGGUGAUGCGUCUCUGAUGACAGAAGCUUGUGCCAGAUAGAUUCAGGAGACAGUUUAAGAUCCUGCUGAAAAAUCCCGCAUCAAAUCUACGCUGCGCCGGC
Cercospora beticola is the source of this 2092-nucleotide messenger RNA. RefSeq names its product ribose phosphate diphosphokinase subunit PRS5 (gene PRS5). The record is from RefSeq and is a predicted model, not a curated record. Gene Ontology annotation, biological process: purine nucleotide biosynthetic process; 5-phosphoribose 1-diphosphate biosynthetic process. Gene Ontology annotation, cellular component: cytoplasm; ribose phosphate diphosphokinase complex. Gene Ontology annotation, molecular function: ribose phosphate diphosphokinase activity; magnesium ion binding. Lineage: Eukaryota; Fungi; Ascomycota; Dothideomycetes; Mycosphaerellales; Mycosphaerellaceae.